Messenger RNA from Alternaria atra, 1536 nucleotides. RefSeq lists its product as uncharacterized. Lineage: Eukaryota; Fungi; Ascomycota; Dothideomycetes; Pleosporales; Pleosporaceae. Gene Ontology annotation, cellular component: mitochondrion. Gene Ontology annotation, molecular function: pyridoxal phosphate binding. Gene Ontology annotation, biological process: GABA catabolic process. The transcript has 2 exons. Bases 1 to 1536 code for a protein of 511 amino acids. The record is from RefSeq and is a predicted model, not a curated record.
AUGGCAUCCCUCAUCCGCAAUGCCGGUCGCAUUCGAGCCCCCAUCUUUCGCACAAAUGUCCGUGUAGCUGCAAAGGCACCAAUUGCCUCACAAAGACGACAUGCUUCCGCAGCGGCAGCGGCUGUUGCAGAUAGCGGAGAGCACCCCUUCUUCCCAGAUGAGCCCCGGCAGCCAAUUGUGAAGACGGAGAUACCCGGUCCGGAGAGUAAGAAAGCCAUUGAGAGACUAAGCAAGGUCUUCGAUACCAGGAGCUUGAACAUGAUGGCUGAUUACUCACGAAGCUAUGGCAACUACAUUGCAGACCUCGACGGCAACGUUCUCCUUGAUGUAUACGCACAGAUUGCCUCCAUCCCUGUAGGCUACAACAACCCUUCCCUCCUCCUCGCAGCCACAUCCCCCGAAAUGGCUUCCGCCAUCAUCAAUCGCCCAGCUCUCGGAAACUUCCCCCAGCACGACUGGGCUGACAUUCUCGAAUCUGGUAUCCUCUCCGUAGCGCCCAAAGGCCUAAACCAAGUCUUCACAGCGCAAGCCGGCUCCGACGCUAACGAGCUUGCCUACAAAGCAGCCUUUAUGUGGAAGCGCCAACAGCAACGUGGCGGCGCUUCCGCCGACUUUUCACAGGAAGACAUUACCUCUUCCAUGGAUAACAAAGCACCCGGUGCCCCGGACAUGUCCAUUUUAUCCUUUAAGACAGGGUUCCACGGCCGCCUCUUUGGCAGUCUAUCAACCACACGCUCUAAACCCAUCCACAAGCUCGACAUCCCCGCCUUCGACUGGCCACAAGCCCCAUUCCCCGUUCUCAAAUAUCCCUUACAUGAACAUGAGGCGGAAAACGCAGCAGAAGAACAGAGAUGUCUAGAUGAAACAGAACACAUACUGACAACCUUCCACAACCCGCCCGCUGCCGUAGUAAUCGAGCCCGUUCAAUCCGAAGGUGGUGACAACCACGCCACCCCCGCGUUCUUCCGCGGCCUACGCGACAUCACAAAGAAACACGACGUCCUCCUGAUCGUCGAUGAGGUGCAAACGGGUGUCGGCGCGACAGGCAAAUUCUGGGCUCAUGAACACUGGGGCCUGACGACACCACCUGACAUGGUUACUUUCUCCAAGAAGGCGCAGACAGCCGGGUACUACUUUGGUAACAACGAUCUCCGUCCCAACAAGCCUUACCGUCAGUUCAACACGUGGAUGGGCGACCCAGCCCGCGCCAUCCUCUUCCGUGCCAUCAUCCAGGAAAUCAAACGUCUGGACCUCGUCAACUCUACCGCCGCUGUUGGAGAUUACCUAUACAACGGGCUGCAGAGGCUGAGUGAGAAGUUCCCCCAGGACAUCCAGAAUCUGAGAGGAAAGGGACAGGGCACAUUCAUUGCGUUUGACAGUGUACGACGGGAUGAGGUGCUUAAGAAGGCGAAGGGUGAGGGAGUUAAUAUUGGAGGGAGCGGAGAGAGGGCAGUUCGUUUGAGGCCUAUGUUGAUUUUCCAAAAGGGGCAUGCGGAUUUGUUAUUGGAGAGAUUGGAGAGGGUGUUUUCAUCGUAA